Messenger RNA from Megalobrama amblycephala (Wuchang bream), 2513 nucleotides. RefSeq names its product optineurin (gene optn). Bases 248 to 1819 code for a protein of 523 amino acids. The record is from RefSeq and is a predicted model, not a curated record. NCBI's taxonomy places the organism in Eukaryota, Metazoa, Chordata, Actinopteri, Cypriniformes, Xenocyprididae. The transcript is spliced from 14 exons. Gene Ontology annotation, molecular function: K63-linked polyubiquitin modification-dependent protein binding. Gene Ontology annotation, biological process: regulation of canonical NF-kappaB signal transduction; protein localization to Golgi apparatus; Golgi ribbon formation. Gene Ontology annotation, cellular component: Golgi apparatus; cytoplasm; nucleus.
GACAUCACCGUCAGCUGGUUCAGUGCAGUGAAUGGAGGCAGUCUUACAGAGUAGAGCCCUAUGACAGAGGAUAGACACUGACCUUUAUAACGCUUACUAUAUACAGACCAAUCCUGCUGGAUCCCAGAUCUGUGCGCUCAUCGCGCCGCACUGACGUCUGCAUCAGGAAACGGAGCAUUUCUCAAAACAAGUUGGUGUACACAAGAAGUCAACGCUUGCACACCCUAGCUCAACAGACACCGCAAACAUGGCAUCUGGUUCAUCAAUGAUGAACGGGGACAUCAGUCACCCACGCGGGUCUGGCCCGGGGAAUGUGGGCAGUUUAGAGGAGACCCUCCAGCAAAUGAACACCCUGAUCAAAGAGAACAGAGAGCUGAAAGAGGCGCUGAAACAGACCAACUUGUCAAUGAAGGAGAGAUUUGAGGGUCUGUCUGCAUGGAAGGAGAAGCAAAAGGAGGAGAGAGACUUUCUGGAGCAACGAUUAGAGGAGGCCAAAACCAGACUGACUACUGUGGAUGCAGAUAACGAGAUGCUGAAGAAACGAGUGGAAGAGCUGGAAAAAAGUGGAGCCGAGUGUUUACACACUGAACUGGAGGCACUGAGGGGACAGAUUGGUCGUCUACAGGCUGAGAAGAAUGAUCUGGUAGCAUUGAACUCCGAACUCCAGCUCAAAAUGGGACAAGGUUCACCUAGAGACUCCUUCAUUGAGAUUAGGAUAGCUGAAGAUGAUUUAAAAGUGACCAGAGAUUUACCUGAUACACAAAUGGACUCAUCUGCUUUCUGCAUGCCAAAGGCUGAGUCGGAGGAACAGACAGUGAGGCAGCUGCUUCACUCCCUCAGAGCAGAGACUGAUGCGAAGGAGAGACUGCAGCUAGCGUUCCAGGAGGCACGUGGAAGAAUUGCAGAGUUAGAGAACAGACUGGAUCACGCUGACAGCAGCGCACAGACGUCUCUCCCCUGUGCAACUGAAAUCAACUCAAGCGCUGAGGUGAAGAAUCUGGAGGAUCAGUUGUUGAAGCUCUGUAAUGAAUUGAAACAAGCUCAGAUCAAACUAGAUGAUGCUGAGAACAUGAAAAGAAACCUGCAAGACAGGUGUAGGGAUUUGGAGCAAGAUCUGGGCACCUUAAAGACUCAGCUCGGAGAGAAACAGAAGGUCCAGGCUGAGAACGACAGUCUGAAGGUUCAGAUGGAAAGUCUCCAGGCUGCUAUUAAACUGGAACAGAAGAAAACUCAGGAUGAGAAGAACAACCUAAACCAGCUGAAAGAUGCCUACACCAAGCUGUUUGAAGACUACAAUGAGCUUCAAGAGGAAAAGAAGAAGAAAGAGGGUAGUGUAUCACGGGAAGAGUACGAUGACCUCCAAACCAGGUUUGCUACGGCUGAAAAGGCACUGGCAGACAAACAGCUGAAGAUUGAUGAAAUGAAGAUGGAAAUCUUCCAGAAGGAAAAGGAACUAGAAACUAUCUCUGUUUUCCAGGCUCAGGCAGAGAUAUAUUCCUCUGACUUCUACGCUGAAAGAGCAGCUCGGGAGAAGAUUCACGAGGAGAAAGAGCGUUUGGCCACUCAACUGGAGUAUGUGAAGAAACAGAACAGCCAACUUCAGGAGGAGAUGGAAUCACUUGGCAGGCAUUCCAUGAGUGAGAUGCAAAGGAGACAUGUGCCACGUGGGGCCAAUCCACAAGGCCCCGCAUCUCCACACCAUCUGCAAGGAGGCGAUUGGCAGCAGCAGAAUAUUCCAGAACAUGCUUGUCCCAAAUGUGGGGAAGUCCUACCUGACCUGGACUCUCUGCAGAUCCACAUCAUGGAUUGCAUCAUCUGAGCCUGUUGCCUAAUAACCAUACCAGAUCCCCCCUAUAUGUGAAUGAGUGGUUUAAUAGCUUUAACUUCAAGCACCAUAAUGCUUCAAUAACACAGGUCUAUAAACCCUGCAGCCUAAAAAUACUGUACAUUAUCAGUGUGGAUGGUUUCAGAUCAAUAGAUGUUAAUGGUCGUGGGUGAGGACUUAAUGUGCAGCUUUGGUUCUGACUGGUUGGAUUUGAUCUAAAUACGCCAUAUAUAACAAACAUUCAUUUAAGCUGCUUUAGGACAAUUUAUCUAUGUCAACUAUUACGAAAAAGUAUAUUAUGUUGCAGGUGGGCAAUCAAUGUGGCAUAUAUUACACAAAAAUAUAUUAAUCUGUUGUGGGCUAAAUACAUUAUGCAUUGCAAAAAUAUUUUUGUUUGAGAUAGAAUUUGUUGAGAGAAUCAUUUAUUUUAAAAACUUGAAGCCUUAGUUAGUUAGUGGUUAAUUAUAUUUUCAUUAUACUCUCAAUGCCCAACAUUAUACAGGCAGAGAUCAACAGAUAAUGUUUUUUUAUUAUUAUUAUUAUUUGUUGGAUCUGUUUAACUGUUAAAGCACUUUAUCCUGUUUGAUAAGCAUGGUUAGUGAGUUAGUAAGAUUUGGGGUUACUUUGAAUAGAACUGUGUCUGUCUGUUAACACCUACCUAAAUCUAAUAAAUGCUUCUCUGAAUUCA